CGAGAGAGAGAGAGAGAGAGAGAGAGAGAGAGAGAGAGAGAGAUAACCGAUCUAUCAAUCUCUCCUUUCCUUUUCCUAUUUCUGAAGAGUGCAUUCUGAUUGCUCCGGAAAUUCUCAGUAAAAUAGCAUUAUAUUGGGUUUCAAAUCCUUCUACUGCUGGUAUUUGGAGCUGGCCUGAUUGGAUAGGCUUGAUUAUAAACAGCAGAAGACUGAGAGUCAAAAAUCAGUUUCAUGACAACGUGAUUGUGCCAAACAUUGACUCAGAGACUGAUAUUUUGGUUAUUGAUGCCCUUUCCUUAGCAAAAUUGCUUGUCCUUUAUAAUGUGGAGUUUUGCUGCAAAUCCAUUGGCAAAUAUUAGAGUGAAAGGAAACUCUCGAGAGACAAGCCAAACUUGUUCAGACUGCUCAGAUGAUGAGGUUUGUUCUAAUGGCUGCAAAGAUGAAGGGUUGGAUUGCCGCAUAUGCUGGGAAUCUUUCAACAUAGUUGAGAAUGUGCCAUAUGUCUUGUGGUGUGGACACACUCUCUGCAAGAAUUGCAUUCUGGGACUUCAGUGGGCGGUUUUGAAACUUCCUUACCAACAAAUCAACAUUCCACUUUUCAUAUCUUGCCCAUGGUGCUAUCUAUUAUCAUUCCGAUUGGUUUAUAAAGGAAAUUUGAAGUUUCCUCGUAAGAACUUUUUCCUUCUUUGGAUGGUUGAAAGCUGGAAUGGUGAUAGGUAUAAGCUUGUUUCCUCCAAUGUGGACAAUCAAUCGAUAUUCUCUCCCUUGAGCAGCUUAAUUCAGGGAAAUCAAGCUUCAAUUUUUAACCGUAGAAGACGCUCAAUAAAUCUUGGUUCUGGGCAAAGGGCGUCCAAUGGUAAUGAUGGUGGUAGAGAUGGAACUAGACGCCUUUUUCCCCUUUAUAAAUCUCUGGAUUUCUUCAUUCAUGUUAUGUCCAAAUUCCCAUUAGUCGCCAUUUUACUUCUGACAGCCUUCUUUGCAGUUCCAGUUAGUGCUGUUAUUUUAUCUGUUUACUUGUUAGUCACCAUAGUUUUUGCUGUCCCUUCUUUCCUGGUAUUGUACUUUGCAUACCCUACUCUAGAGAGGUUGGUCAAGGAAAUCAUUUCUUGAGAUAUGGCUUGACUUUAUUAUAUUAUUAUUAUUAUUAUUAUUAUUUCACUUGAAGGUUUUUGUAUUUUUAUGUUU
Messenger RNA from Prosopis cineraria, 1185 nucleotides. RefSeq lists its product as uncharacterized. The transcript is spliced from 2 exons. NCBI's taxonomy places the organism in Eukaryota, Viridiplantae, Streptophyta, Magnoliopsida, Fabales, Fabaceae. The coding region runs from base 322 to 1110 and encodes 262 amino acids. The record is from RefSeq and is a predicted model, not a curated record.